Messenger RNA from Camellia sinensis, 375 nucleotides. The record is from RefSeq and is a predicted model, not a curated record. NCBI's taxonomy places the organism in Eukaryota, Viridiplantae, Streptophyta, Magnoliopsida, Ericales, Theaceae.
UGGAUGCUGCAAGCAAAAAGCUAUGAUCCUAUAUGGACCAUCAUUGAUAGAAGAUGGGAAUCCCAACUCCAUCACCCAUUGCAUGCUGCAGCAUACUUCUUGAACCCUCAAUUUCAUUACAGUCCCAAUUUUCAGCCCGAUGCGGAGGUUAAAAUUGGGCUAUACAAAUGUCUUGAAAGAAUGGUUCCUGAUGCUAAUGAGAGGGUGAAGAUAGAUUUGCAAAUUGAUGCAUUCAAGAGUGCAAGAGGGCUCUUUGGCAUACAAAAUGCAAUCAUGACUAGAAAAAAGAAAUCUCCAGGUGUUUUUUUAUUUUUACUAUAAGUUGAUUUGUAUCAUUUUUAAUAUCUUAUUAUUUGUUUUCACUUCAUCAAUUUU